UGGAAUUUGAAUUGGAAUUGGAAUUGGAAUUGGAGUGCGUUCACAUCUCUACAGCAGCGAGCAAGUGGAGAGCCAACUGAGCGCAAUAUGCUGACGGGUCAUGUGCGCUUGGGCAAAUUACUCUUCGUGAUCAUCUCCAUAAAGCUGUUCAUCAUGGUCAUGUUCUUUAGCUAUGACAGCUCGAAUGAGGUAGUUCCACCAGAGCGCUUUGUGAUCAUCGAUGAGCUGCUGGUGGACAAAAGCGAUGAGCCCAGCUGGACGGAACAGCUGAAACUGAUACGAAAGGAGCUGCCCUCAUUUCCGCUCGAGGAAAUGCUGCGUCGAAGUGCGGAGACACCGAAAUGCGGCCAAGUGCCCGGCCCCUUGAACAUCGAUUUCAGCAACGACUAUUGGCAAACUUUCCUGAAUGACAACCUCACUUACCACAUCUAUGGCGCCUACUACGACAACAGGGAGAUGAUGGGCGAGGCGCCGGUGGUGCGCGUGCUAACCAUGAUCAAUUACUAUGGCCAGCAUGAAAAGAUGCGCUAUCCGGCAACCUUUUGUCAGCUCUGGUUCAGGGAUCGCGUCGAGCCGGUUGUCGUGAAUGUCACAGAUCACAAGUUAAUUUGGUUAUGGGGCGGUUCCUCGGCCUAUUCCUACCCAACGCUCCUCAGCUGCUGUUUGCCCAAAACGAACGGCAGCAACGCCCAGGAGGCACCUGAAAUGGUGUCGCUGGUAACGCAGCCCUGCGACAAGUCACGGAAUCUAAUGCGUGUCACUUACGAGCCGGACGAAAGUAGUACAGCUGUCACAGACGUUGCGCAGAAGCAGCAGCCGGAACAGCAGCAGGAGCAAACGAACAACACGCAACUACAACGGAAACCAUUACGGUUUAUGGUCUGCCUCAAGUGCAUGGACUUUAUCUACAGAGACUUGUCCUGGCGCCUAAUUGAGUGGCUGGAGUUGAUACGCAUUCUGGGCGCCGACAAGGUGGUCUUCUAUGAUUGUCAGAUACAUCCGAACAUAACGCGAGUGCUGAACGACUAUAUGCAAACCAGUCCCGGCUUUGUGGAGCUGAGGCCCAUCUCGAUGGCACGCGGCGAGCCGCACGCUAUGCCACACUUGCAGCACUAUGCGAUGCAUGCGGACACCUUGAAUCGCUUACUGAACGAAAUGAUACCGUACAAUGACUGCUUCUAUCGCAACAUGUACAAGUACGACUACAUUGGCGCCUUUGACAUUGAUGAGGUGAUCAUGCCGCUGGGCAAUGUCACCAAUUGGACAGAUCUAAUCGAUCUGGCGUACAAGGUGCCCGACUAUCAGCGGGAGACGUGGAACUGCAGUGAAUGGGUUAGCUUUUGCUUUCGCAACGUCUACUUUCCGGCCUACCCCGAACGACCCAAGGUAUAUAAGCAGCUGCCCAGCUUCUACUACAUGCUGCAGCAUGUGGAGCGCGUUGCCGAGCACAGUGAUCGAUUUUCGGCCACCAAGUGCCUGCACUCCACACGCUAUACGAUCGGGCUGCACAACCACUUUCCACUCUUUCGGGCGGAUACGGGCGAGUGCGAGGCGAAAUCGGUACCCAUCCAGUAUGCCCAGCUGCAGCACUACCGCGAGCCGGAAGACAAGACUCUCCUCUUAGAUAAUCCCAUCAUAGACGACAGCAUUUGGCGAUUUCAGCCGUUGCUGCAGCAGCGUGUCUAUGCCCAAUACGAGCGGCUCGGCUUUCUGCCCAGCGUGGAGCAGGUGCUGAUUGCCAAGGAGCAGCGUCACAAGGACGACGAGCUCCAAUUAAACAAAUCAAUCUCAAUGGGGUAGAUUCUCGUAUCUCAUCCAAAUGCUAGGCUGGCGUGUUUUUUUUGUUUAUAUAUACACUUUUUUUUUUUUUCUUUAUUUAAUAAUGUAAUGGCCCACCCG
Messenger RNA from Drosophila navojoa, 1899 nucleotides. RefSeq lists its product as uncharacterized. Gene Ontology annotation, cellular component: cytoplasm. Lineage: Eukaryota; Metazoa; Arthropoda; Insecta; Diptera; Drosophilidae. Gene Ontology annotation, molecular function: glycosyltransferase activity. The record is from RefSeq and is a predicted model, not a curated record.